AUGAUCUACAGAGCGCUCAUCCUGUCAGUUCUCUGGGCAGGAUGCUGCACAGCUUUGGUCAGUGCACAGGUGGCAGUGUUAAACUUACUGACCGGUGAACAGAAGGCGGAGCUGAUCCUGCAGUCGGGUUCAGGACUGAUGGGAAAUGAGUCUGUGGUUAGAGAGGUCUUCAACAGUGUGCUCAUGUCUUCAGGACAGAACCAACUGAGUAUCUUCUUUACUACCUUCAACCAGACUGCAGGACAGAUGAACGUGACUAGCAUUCCUCCAGUGGUGUCAAAGACCAUUCUGAACAUGACUCUGGAAUCUCUGGGCAGCCUUCCCCUCUACUUCAAACGAGACUUCUGGGAAAUCUUUAGCUCUACCACAAAGAGAACGUAUCUGAAGUCAUUCAUUCAAGUGUUGAAGAAGCAGAAGAUCUCGAUCGUGAAGCUCAGGAAAUUCUUCACAGAGUUCAGCUAUAAUUUAAAAAUCACCGGACGCGCAGCAGCAGUUUGCACUACAGGAAACAUCACAGAGGCGACGAUUGCAGAUCCAUCAUUUACUUUCGGCUACGACUACACUCAGUUUGCUGCAUGUCUGGACAUCGCUGUCCUGAGGGACAACCUGGCGUCCAUCACUGAUAAAGUGGUGGACACCAGCUUCCAGACCAUCAUCCUGAACAAGUUAAACCAGGUCUGUGUUACUGAACACCAGUCAUUUUAACUCAAUGUGGUUAAU
This is a messenger RNA of Astyanax mexicanus (Mexican tetra), 720 nucleotides long. Its product is annotated as mesothelin-like protein. Lineage: Eukaryota; Metazoa; Chordata; Actinopteri; Characiformes; Acestrorhamphidae. Gene Ontology annotation, biological process: cell-matrix adhesion. Bases 1 to 705 code for a protein of 234 amino acids. Gene Ontology annotation, cellular component: cell surface. The transcript has 6 exons. The record is from RefSeq and is a predicted model, not a curated record.